Messenger RNA from Mauremys mutica (yellowpond turtle), 2222 nucleotides. RefSeq names its product makorin ring finger protein 1 (gene MKRN1). The record is from RefSeq and is a predicted model, not a curated record. NCBI's taxonomy places the organism in Eukaryota, Metazoa, Chordata, Testudines, Geoemydidae. The transcript is spliced from 8 exons. Gene Ontology annotation, biological process: protein polyubiquitination. Gene Ontology annotation, molecular function: metal ion binding; ubiquitin protein ligase activity. Bases 141 to 1547 code for a protein of 468 amino acids.
GGCGCCUCCGCCACCCUCAGCAAAACAAAGGGGCGGGGCCACAGGGGUCCCCUGAGGCCCUCCCGCCUCGUCCCCCCCGCCUGACCGGAAGGAUGCGCUCCCGGAAGUUCCGGUGCCGUCGCUGUGUGGGAUAAACAGUCAUGGCGGAGGCUGCGGCUCCGGGAACAACAGCGGCAACACCGGGAGCAGCGGCCACGGCCUCCAGCCCCGCAGCCGCGCCCCCCGCGCCGCCGGCUGCAGCGGGGCCGGGAGGAGGCGGCGGCUGGACCAAGCAGGUCACCUGCAGGUAUUUCAUGCAUGGGGUUUGCAAGGAAGGGAACAACUGCCGUUACUCCCAUGAUCUCUCCACAAGUCAGUCUGUUAUGGUAUGCAGGUAUUAUCAGCGAGGAUGCUGUGCUUACGGAGAUCGUUGCCGAUAUGAACAUACCAAGCCAUUGAAGCGGGAAGAAGUGACUACUGUGAAUCCAGCUGCAAAAUCUUAUCCAUCAGCAUCUUCAGACCUCCCGUCUGUCCCUGAAGCACUUGAAGCAAGCACUGGUGAGACUGACCUUGAAGAUACAGAUCUGGCAGCUACAGGAGCAGGUGCUGAAGACUGGGUGAAUGCUGUAGAAUUUGUCCCUGGGCAGCCAUAUUGUGGACGUGCUGCCCCUUCCUGCAUCGAAACACCCUUGCAGGGAAUGGUAAUUGAGGAAGAGUAUGAAAAGCAGCAAGCAAAUGUGGAGAUGAAGAAGCAACUGUGCCCCUACGCUGCAGUAGGAGAAUGUCGUUAUGGAGAGAACUGCGUGUAUAUCCAUGGGGAUGUGUGUGACAUGUGUGGGUUGCAGGUCCUACAUCCAGUUGAUGCUGCCCAGAGAUCCCAACACAUAAAGUCUUGCAUUGAGGCUCAUGAGAAGGACAUGGAGCUCUCAUUUGCCGUCCAGCGUAGUAAAGACAUGGUGUGUGGGAUCUGCAUGGAGGUGGUAUAUGAAAAAGCCAACCCCAGCGAGCGCCGCUUUGGGAUCCUCUCCAACUGCAACCAUACUUACUGUCUCAAAUGCAUCCGCAAGUGGAGGAGCGCUAAACAAUUUGAGAGCAAGAUUAUAAAGUCCUGCCCAGAAUGUCGGAUCACAUCUAACUUUGUCAUUCCAAGUGAGUACUGGGUGGAGGAGAAGGAAGAGAAGCAGAAACUCAUUCAGAAAUACAAGGAGGCAAUGAGCAACAAGCCAUGCAGGUAUUUUGAUGAAGGCCGUGGGAGCUGUCCAUUUGGAGGGAACUGUUUUUACAAACAUGCAUAUCCUGAUGGUCGCCGAGAGGAGCCACAGAGACAGAAAGUGGGAACAUCGAGUAGAUAUCGGGCCCAGCGAAGGAAUCGGUUCUGGGAAUUCAUUGAGGAGAGGGAGAGCAGUGAUCCCUUCGAGAACGAUGAGGAUGAGGUUGUGACCUUUGAGCUCGGCGAGAUGUUGCUCAUGCUUUUGGCAGCAGGAGGUGAUGAUGAGUUGACAGACUCCGAGGACGAGUGGGACUUGUUUCAUGACGAGCUGGAAGAUUAUUAUGACUUGGAUCUAUAGCACCUGUCAGCGGAGUUUGGACUGUCUGCUCGGCAUCAGGCAGUAGCUCUUUCCUGUGGUGUUGUGGCAGUGCCUGUGUUUCUCCUAGGCAGGCCUAUCAAUUCCAGGUGCUGUUGUAAUAACUUUUACCCAGGGUCUGUCUCCUCCCCUUGCCCCAGGAGUGUUUGUUUUUCUCUGUUUAAACAAAUAACAAGAAAUCUUUAAAACGUUAGUUUUUGUAAAAUGAAUUAACUGUCAAACAGUUAGCUUAGGUUUGUUGCUUCAUCUGUGUUCCCGACAGGAUUCACCCAGUUCCAGGGUUAAAGUGUUUACAGACUUCCACACUCAUCUUGAAGAGCCCAGAUACAAAAAUGAGAGCAGUGGCCAUGCAGUGGGGGAUAUAAAUUGGCCAGUGGCCUUUUUCUGCUGUGGACUUCAAAUCAAUACUUCCGAUUUUAGGCCAGACACACGUACUUCUUGCUGGCUUCAGCUCUGUUCCAACCCCCUCAUGUACACAUCUUCAUUUGUGGUUUUGGUCUCUUGUUUACUUGCACAUUACUAUUACUACUGUGUAACCAGAACCAGGUGCGAAUGUUCCAGGUUUUUACUGUGUUUAGCAUGAAAGGAAAAUGUGUUUGUACGUGAAAGGAGAACUUUCAAUGUGUAUAAACAAAUAAACGCAGAGUUGGAUCUCAA